Molecule: messenger RNA, 4153 nt
Organism: Bombus huntii
Lineage: Eukaryota; Metazoa; Arthropoda; Insecta; Hymenoptera; Apidae
Exons: 4
Coding region: 407-1204 (265 amino acids)
Source: RefSeq, a predicted model, not a curated record
UAAGACAGAAUACGAAGAGAACGCGUGUUUAGUUUACGAGAAUCGAUCCAUUCAGCUACCACCCUGAUCCCUCGCUUCCAUUCACCAUUUUUCUUUAUACAUCUCGUGUUGCUUUCGAAAGAAGAUUAAAAGAUCCCCGAAUUAUCGAAAAUUAAAAGAAAGAAACAAAUUGAUUAAAAGAACAGUGAAUCGGUGUACCGGAACGGUUGAUAAAACUUACAAAGUGUAUUCGUCGACAAAUUAAAAAGGGACCAUCGACUGUUGGAUAUUUAAAAUAGAAUUUCUAAGUUGCACCUUAACGUUCGAAGUUGGUGGAAAAAUUUAGAAAUAUUUCAAAACACGUACAACGUCCAGGACCGAUUAAAAAUCUACCAGGGGACCUCGAUCGAGGUCGAAGUUCUCCGGAAUGUUACAACAACGAGGGAUACUCUGUGUGGUGAUAUUUGCACUGUUCUCUGGAGAACUCGUGUCCUCUGACAAGGAGCAAAACAAUCCUGUGCCGAAUGAGCCGAACUUCGAGAUACCCGAGUACAUAUUACCGUGCAGUAGGUCAGAUCCGAAGAUAGACGUAUGCUUUCAGAAAACUUUGAACCAUCUGCAGCCGUAUUUACUUAAGGGUAUUCCUGAUCUGGAUUUACCUCCGAUCGAACCACUGAUCAUCCCGGAAUUAGGAAUGGAGAACGGCCAAGGAGCCGUUCGUAUUAAAGCGCUGUUCUCUAACAUCACUGUCAUAGGAGCGGGAAAUUAUACAAUUUCGAAAACACGAAUCGACAUACAGACAUAUAGGCUUGAUCUUCAUUUGGCAUUCCCAAAGAUCGAACUCGAAGGCCGCUACGAAGUGGUAGGAAACGUGCUGCUCUUCCCAAUUCAAAGUCAUGGGGAAUUUUGGGCGCUUUUUGGCGACGUUCAAGCCAUCGCUCGUGUCCAAGGAGCAGAGGUGAUCCGCGAUGGGAUUCGUUACUUGGAAGUGGCACGAAUGCUGAUCGAUUUCAGCCUGGGUCGAGCACGAUUCCGCGUGGUCGAUCAGUUAAACGGUGACAACGUGAUCGGUCAGGCGAUGAAUCAGUUCCUGAACCAGAACGCGAAGGAAAUCAUCGAAGAAAUGAGACCAGCCGCCAGUGCCAGCAUCGCCAAACACUUUAAGAAUUUCCUUGGCAAAGCCUUAACCAAGAUCCCGUUGAAAGUUUGGCUUCGUGACACGUAGUUUCUUCAGAUCGUUCCUUUCUAUGAACGUUAUCGAAGAAAGUCGCGCUUUUUCCUUAUUUUCAAGCGCGAUUUGAACGUGGAACAGACGAACCGUGUUGCACGUGAAACAGAAGAAUGAUUGAAAAUCGAAGAUGGAUUUCGCUGGACUAAAUUCGUAUGUAUCGUGCAUUUCUGUGCAUUUUAUCGUCGAUGGUAGGUAAAGAAGAUUAAUAGAGAGAAAUUUUUUGUAGGAAUUAUCGAGUUGCGAAUACUGUUGUUGUUCGGUUAGUGUUAGGGUGGAACUUUGAUUGCUUGAACCGUAGUUGAAGGAUAAUUUAUUCCAAAUGCAUCGUAGUGUAUAGAAUACAGAAGAAAUUUACAAGUCAUCGUCGUAAUUUUGAUUCGUUUAUUUUGAUCAGUUUAAUAUUCUCAUUACCGUUUACUUUCCUUUAUUUUUCUUUUUUUUUUUCGAAGUUUUAAGUAUUUUUUCAGGUACUUUCAACCUUUUAUCGCUUUUUCGUGAAAUUUUUUAAUUUUCUGUUCAAACAAUCUUUGUCACACCGUAUUACUUUCUGCUGCUUUUAACAAGGAAGUAAACUUAUAGCGUAAUAUACUUAUCGUUAAUUUCAAUAUGCAAUGAUCUCUCGCUUAACUUUUGCGUUGUCUUAUUUCCUGCUUUAUAUAGAGAAAGGAAAAUAAAUGAACUUUAUCAGCGUGUUUGGAUCAAUAAUUUAUCACGCGACUGACUAAGACAUUGUAGAUAAGUUGUCAAAGACGAGUCACGAGAUUUCAAGAUAGUUCAAUUUUCUGUGUACAUUGUAUAAUAAUAGCUGCCGGUUUUCUGACAGUUUCUUGUUUACAAAGCUAUAUUAUGAAAAUAAGUUGACUGUAUUCGUCGCGUCUUAGUUAUAUGAAAAUAUUUGUAAAUCUUAUAUUUUCAUCGUGACUGUCGCGUUUACGUUUAUGGAAUAUAUUAUACUUGGUUUAUAUACACGUUAAUACAUCCUACGAACGAAAUUUCUUCUAGAGUUUCAAUACACUAGCUAACCAGAAUUUCCUUUCCGUACGUUCCACAAAUCGAUCGAGAGGGUAAUUUUUGAUCGAACGACCAAUCAAAUGUUCAUAAUAAUAAUCAUCUCCAAACUUCUUCUAUAGGUUCGUACACCAAUCAAUCAUAUUCAUUUUCUAAAAAUUUCUUAAAUUAAUAAGACAACAAGUUUCUCCGCGUAUCGCACUUACAUCAAGAAAUCAAGACAAAAAUCGUCAAAGGCUUCGCUAAUUCCAUUUCCUCUAUCCGUACGUUUAACUAGUAUUUUGUUACAAAAAAUAAUGAAUCAUCGUUGUCGUCGCUGUAUCACAUAAAUCAUAUUCCCUUAGAAUUCUCGCAAAUCUUCGAUAAAAAAAAGAAAAGCUAAAAAACUCCCUUAUUGCGUCCACGAAUGAUCGCCUAAGAAAAAAGGAAGAAAAUUCCUUCGUACGUCGACCAACGAUCUAUUAGCACGAUCAUGAAGCAAUUGAAACAAGAAACGAAACGUAGAGGUUGUUUAAUAUUGGCUGAUAAUGAAAAUUAGAAUCGUGGUAGGCUGGUAGAAUGCGUAUCGUUCGACCUCUGACCCUGCUUCGUUCUCCCUCUUUGUCUCUUCUGUUGCUUGCCAAAGAUUGUCUUGUUGAAAAGUAACUGGUUCCUUGGAUAGUCGAGUCACAAGCGUUUCGAGAUCAAACCGGGAACAAACUGUUAUACGUUCGCGUACUCUCGUCGUUUGCAACGACAAAUCGGUGAUAAGGGUGGGCCGAACGAUCAACGGUCAGUCGAAGACCGAUCGAUUCCAACGUUGGUGGUUGCUGAUGCAACGCGACGAACACGAUUUGUAACGCGCGAAUCGUCGAGACAGAGGAUCGUGAAAGCCGUUGGUGUUGUCUUUCGAAGGAAGUUGUUGGGAAAGGAAGGCAAAGAUGAUGGCUCAAUUCACCAAGAGGCAAUGGCUCACACUGAUCGUCAUCAGCAUCGCCGAUUUCGCGAACGCGAUCUGUGUAUCGCUACAGGCGCCGUUCUAUCCGCAGGAGGUGAGUAAAAAGACAGUAGGAAAUCGAGGGAAUUUCUACUUUCGUUCGAGUGGAACACGCGUGAACACAAAUGUUGACCAUUGUAGUUUAGUAUUGUUUGUAAACAAUUUGUUUGAACGCCAUUUUUAAGUAAAUCAAACGCAUUCGUGAGUCAAAGUCAACCUUGUUGACCUUAUUAUCAGCGAACGAAUUGAAAAUAAUUGUUCUUUCGAGUUAGCAAUUAGUUUCUUCUUACAAAAUGUUAUUCCUAACCUUUUUUCAAUUUGUAUCGUUAUCGUUAAUUGAUAGAACAAAUAAUGAAACAUUGUAGCGUAGAGUUAUUGAAAUUAUAUUGCGUUUACGAGGUUACUCGAGUUUGUGCAAGAUAUUAAAUUACGAUCAAUGAGUCCUGGCGAAACGAUAACACCACGAUCACGUUCGAUGCUAUUCGUGGAAGGAAGAAUGCUGUGAUAAAUGAAAAUUAUCAUUACAACGAUGGAAUGUAAAUUCGUUCAACUUGUUGAGGAGCAACCUAAAACUCCCUAAAAUGUUUCGCCGCUAUCGAAUCUGUUUUAUCAAACUGUGUCGACAGAGGCGUAUCGGAUAGUGGAGAAACACAUUUGAAAAUAUGCGUCAAGAAAACGCUGUAAAGAUGAGAACAAGGAAAAGAAAUUUUGCAUACGUUGAUAAGUUGUUUUGUGAUCGAAAGAACGUUUUCCAUAAUAAUCACCGCUUAUCGAUCCGUCUGGCUAAGGGUUAAAUAUCGUUGCUCGAGUACGAGUUAUCAAUUUACGUGGUUCAUUAAGAAACAUAAUCGCUAUCCACGCGACGCUUGCUGAAAAAUCUACAAUAAUUCUGCACACAAGAAUCACGUUGUCGCGAAACAUUCAGGGACAUAGUGCAAAAAAAAAAAAAAUGAAAAAUA